AUGAGUAAGUUACCUGCCGCUACCGUGCGCGACGCGGUUGAGGAAAUUCUCGCUGAGGCGACCGAGAAAAAGCGUAAUUUCCAGGAGACCAUCGAGCUUCAGAUCGGCCUCAAAAACUACGACACCAAGAAGGACAAGCGUUUUGCCGGGUCUAUUAAGCUGCCCAACGUCCCUCGCCCUAACAUGAAGGUCGCCAUUCUGGGUAACGCCGUGCAUGUUUCGGAAGCUGAGAAGAUUGGCAUCCCGGCGUAUUCGACCGACGAUCUCAAGAAGUUCAACAAGCAGAAGAAACCUAUCAAGAAGUUCGCGAAGAAAUACGAUGCCUUCCUUGCUUCCGAUUCUAUUAUCAAGACCAUCCCAAGAAUCUUGGGUCCCGGUCUGAACAAGGCCGGUAAGUUUCCUAGCUUGCUUACCCAGAGCGAUUCGAUGGAGGAUAAGGUGUCGGAAAUCCAAUCCACCAUUAAGUUUCAGCUCAAGAAGGUGCUGUGCAUGGCGGCGGCAGUCGGUCACGUGAACAUGCCCGAGGAGCAAGUAACGGCCAACAUUAUUCUCGCUGUCAACUUUCUUGUAUCUUUGUUGAAGAAGAACUGGCAGAAUGUCAAGAGCUUGCACGUGAAGAGCACCAUGGGCAAGCCGAAGCGUAUCUUCUAG
Chondrus crispus (carragheen) is the source of this 651-nucleotide messenger RNA. RefSeq names its product 60S ribosomal protein L10a. Lineage: Eukaryota; Rhodophyta; Florideophyceae; Gigartinales; Gigartinaceae. Gene Ontology annotation, cellular component: large ribosomal subunit. Gene Ontology annotation, molecular function: RNA binding; structural constituent of ribosome. The coding region runs from base 1 to 651 and encodes 216 amino acids. Gene Ontology annotation, biological process: translation. The record is from RefSeq and is a predicted model, not a curated record. The transcript has a single exon.